AUGGCGGAGCCGCUGUGGAGCGCGGACGCGGGUGGUGCCGUCUACCGCUCCCGCGACCCCGUGCGCAACCUGCGCUCCGGUGAGCGGCCGCCCCCGGCCCCCGCCCCGCCCCGGCUCCGGGCCCGCCGUGACGCUCCCUCCCUCCUUCCCCGCAGGGUCCGCAUCCAGCGGGUCACGUCGGCCGGGCCUCUCCUGCCGCAGGCCCCGCCGCCGCUCGCCGGCCCGCGCGGCCCCGAGCUCCUGGGCCUGGCCGACCGCGCCGCGACCGGUGCCCGGCGGCCUCCGGACGAGGAGGAGGAGGAGGCCGAGGUGGGGUGGCAGGAGAAGCUCUUCAGCCAGUUUGAGGUGGAUCUGUACCAAAAUGAGUCAGCCUGCCAGACUCCCCUGGACCGGCAGUACCAUGAGGAGAUCCUGAAACUGGAGAAGGCUGGAGGUCGGAAGAACUAUCGCAUCUUCACCUACACUGAUCAUGACCGAUUCACCAACCUAGAGGAGCACUGCCAGAAGGUAACUGACUCAGAUCAUGAGGUGCCAUCGUAUCUGGCGGAGAGGAUGGCCAACGUAAGGAGAAGAAGACAAGACCGUAGGCCAAUAGAAGCAAGUUCUCUGAAGUCGAAAAUCAUCACCUGGGAACCCUCAGAAGAAUUUAUAAAGAACAAUCAUGUGAUUAACACUCCUGUCCAGACCAUGUACAUCAUGGGGGACUUGGGACCUUAUGGGAAGCUUGGUCACAGGGAGUAUGAACAUGUCCUUUGCACAAUCAAGGUGGACGGCAAUGGGGUGAUCACAGUGAAGCCUGACUUUACUGGCACCAAAGGAGCCUACCGGAUCGAGCUGGAUGGAGAGAAGCGAGAGGUGUGGAAAUACACCAUUGAGAAUGCGUCUGUCCAAGUGCAGCCAGAGGAGGAGGAACGCGAGCAGUGUGUGUUCAGAGACCUGUAUGGUCGACACAAGGAAUACCUCAGCAGUCUCGUAGGCUCAGAAUUUGAAAUGACUCUUCCUGGUACACUGCGGCUUUUUGUGAAUGGAGAAAUAGUUUCAGCUCAAGGCUAUGAGUAUGACAACCUCUAUGUUCAUUUCUUCCUGGAGCUGCCUAACCGUAGGUGGUCGAGCCCCGCGUUCCAGCAGCUAUCAGGAGUGACACAGACCUGUGCCACCAAGACAGUGGGCUGGGAUAACGUGGCAUACUUCUGCUACCCCUUCACUUUGGAGAUGUUUUUCACCCAAGGAGACGAAUCGGAAGACAGUCUCCCUCAGUGGCCUGUUCUCUACUUUGAGGUCCUGUCCCUGGAUUUCUGGCAGAGGUAUCGCGUUGAAGGAUAUGGUUCUUUGGUGCUGCCAGCAUCUCCAGGUCUCCACAUGCUCACCAUCCCUACCUGGCGCCCUGUGGAGCUAGGGACCGUCGCUGAGCUGAGGAGAUUUUUCAUUGGUGGAUCUCCUGAGCUGGAGGACAUAACCUACGUCAGGAUACCAUCAACCUUCAAGGGAGAGCGUCUGAGCCGCUUUGGUUUUCGCACAGAGACGACAGGGAGUGUCACGUUCCGGCUUUACUGCCUGCAGCAGUCUAAAGCCUUUCUGGAAACCAGUGCCCUGAGGCAGCGCAUGCAGAGUGUACUGGACCGGCUUGGAGGCUUCAGCCAGCAGAGCUCUGUCUACAACGUUCUGGAGGCUUUCCAGAGGGCACGGCGCCGGAUGCAGGAAGCACGCGAGAGCCUUCCUCAAGACCUCAUCAGCACCUCUGCCUCCGCUGUGCGCCAGUCGCAGGAACCAUGAUCAACUGCCUCCACAACCUGGGAGCGCUUAGCAUCUUCUCUCUGACGCAAGCCCCCAUUGUUCAGGACGAGUCACAGUGCUGGUGCCUGCAAGCUUUUGAAGCCCUUCCUUUGUCGUUUUCCCUGGAUGGGGGAAGGAGUCUGUAACGCGUCCAGACCCAGAAUCUUUGCAUUUCCACAGGUACCUGUGGAAGGAGCCCCAUUUUUUCAAGGCAUUUUGUUACCAGGCCCUAACAAUACAGCCAAUUGUUCACAUUUCUGCUGAGCAGACUACAAUACUGGCAUGGGACCUGUGAACCCUUUAACACCUUUUCAGGAAUUGAAUAGUAAAUGAUUAGAAAAAUUUCAAGUCUACAUGACUUGGUAAAUUUAGUUUUCUUCUUAAAGAAGAGGGUGAUGUUGAAGGUCAAGGCAUGAAUGCUGUUUGAGAUUUAAUGAAAUGAGUAGAUAACUUCUUGAGAAGUGCUGAUAAUUGUUGUCAGCAUUUGUAGCUAUAGGUCCAUCAAUAGUAAAAUGAAUCUGUCCACCUGUGCCUUAAGACUGAUUCAUUCCUAGAGAGAGAGCUCUCUGCCACAUGUAAGAUGUGAAAUCAAAGCAAAGGAAUGACGUUUGACAGAUUGAGAACUGGAGAAAAGGGUUACAUUCUGUAUUUCCUUGUAUGUGCCCAUAACAUUUCUGGCUCUGCAGUGAUGAGCAGGAGGAUUCUUUGUUCAAGAAUAACUGAAAACACGCAUUCCCCUUAGUUCAUAGCAGAACUUUGGCUGUGGCUGGACAGUUUGCAGACAACAAGAGCAGAUUAUAACAUUUGCACAGCAGCUGAACUUUGAACUGUUCAAGCUGUUCACUUGAGCUAUGGUUCAUUGUUCCAUCUCUGAUUGCAGUACACUGCAUUGCUUCCUGGGGAAGCAUGUGUGUACCCAGUUUUUACCCAGUUUCUUCCCCUGUUCUUUUCUCAGACUUUUUUCCCCCCCCUGUUUUUAUUCCUGUCUCAAGUUCACAGGAGUGAGGCUACCUGCAGACUGACAGUGCUGUGUUGAGUUGUGCACGAGUCACAUUUCCAUGUGUUCCUCUCUGCUCCCAACACAAGGGAUAGGAAGAGAAAUCUCAGGCUGAGAUCAUGCAGG
Messenger RNA from Gymnogyps californianus (California condor), 2896 nucleotides. It is a transcript of the gene MKS1, whose product is annotated as MKS transition zone complex subunit 1. Gene Ontology annotation, cellular component: MKS complex. The coding region runs from base 1 to 1773 and encodes 590 amino acids. The record is from RefSeq and is a predicted model, not a curated record. Gene Ontology annotation, biological process: cilium assembly. Lineage: Eukaryota; Metazoa; Chordata; Aves; Accipitriformes; Cathartidae. The transcript is spliced from 17 exons.